Messenger RNA from Cucumis melo (muskmelon), 1102 nucleotides. Its product is annotated as tetrapyrrole-binding protein, chloroplastic. The transcript has a single exon. Gene Ontology annotation, biological process: chloroplast-nucleus signaling pathway. NCBI's taxonomy places the organism in Eukaryota, Viridiplantae, Streptophyta, Magnoliopsida, Cucurbitales, Cucurbitaceae. Gene Ontology annotation, cellular component: chloroplast. Gene Ontology annotation, molecular function: tetrapyrrole binding. Bases 139 to 912 code for a protein of 257 amino acids. The record is from RefSeq and is a predicted model, not a curated record.
ACUCUGUUUCCCUUUCACUUCCACUCAUUCCUUAUCUCUCAAUCAAAAUUCUCUCAAAACCCCAAAACCCCUCUUUUUCACAUUUUCAAUUUUCAUUAACUUUCUCUCUCUCUCUCUCCCUCUCCCUCUCCCUCUCUCAUGGCAGCUUCCCACUCUCUCCCAUCUCUCCGCCCCUCUCUCCGCCACCCUCACCGCCCUAACCUCUCUCCCACCUCCUUCUCCUCUUCCUCCACUCUCUUCCUCAAACCAGCUUCCACCGCCGCCGUCACCACCACCACUACCGCCGCCACUUCCUCUCUCUCCGCCGCAGCUGCCGGCUCCUUCUCUCUCUCCUCAGACACCUCCUCCGCCAUCUCUUUCGACGAGCUCGACCGCCUCCUAGCCGCCAAAGACUUCCGGAAAGCCGACGAGGAGACCCGCCGGCUUCUGAUCGCCCUUGCCGGCGACGGCGCCCUGAAAAGAGGGUACGUCUAUUUCUCUGAAGUUCAAUUCAUUGCCGCCGAGGAUCUGAAAGCCAUUGACGAUUUGUGGCAGAAACACAGCGAUGGGAAAUUUGGGUACAGCGUACAGAAACGGAUUUUCGAGAAAGUGAACAAAGAUUUCACGAAAUUGUUUAUGAAACUUGGGUGGAUGAAGAAGCUGGAUACUGAAAUUGAGCAGUACAAUUACAGAGCAUUUCCGACGGAGUUUAUUUGGGAGCUGACGGAGGAGACGCCUGAAGGGCAUCUGCCAUUGACUAAUGCUUUGAGAGGGAUACAGUUAAUGAGCAAUAUUUUGAACCAUCCGGCGUUUGAGGAGGACGCCAUUGAAGAGAAAGGUGAAGAAAAAUUUGCAGGGGAUGAAAAUGGAGGAUUGAAGAAAGGAUUGAAAUCGAUUACUGAGAGGCUUUUCAAAAGGGAUUAUAGCUUUUGAAAUUGGGGAUUUUGGAGAGUACCCAUUGGAAUUUACAUCGAAUUCCCAAUUGGGUUGUUUGGAUUUGGGAUGAAUUCGGUUCAUUUUGUUCUUCACACUUCUUUCUCUCUCUCUCUGACGGGUGACUUUUCAGUGUAUUUUAAAGGAUAAAAAUAUGAAAUUUAUUGGUAAUAGUAUCAUCUUAAUGUGA